AUGUUGCCAAAACUCGAGACCCUUAAAAUGACAUCUUUAUUUUCUCUAGCAACGAUUGCUCUGGCGGCAUAUCUUCUAUGGAUCAUACUCUACAACCUCUACAUCAGCCCACUAUCGAAAUACCCAGGCCCAAAACUCGCAGCAUGCACCAAUCUCCCAAAUUUAUACUGGACAUCAACAGGACAGUACCACUACAAGCUCAAAGACCUCCACGACAAAUACGGAGACGUCGUUCGAGCCGGCCCCCAAACUCUCGUCUACCGCACCCCCCAAGCAUGGAAAGACAUCUACUCCCACCGCAAAUCCGGAACAAGUUCCUAUCUCAAAGACCCAAAAUUCUACCUCCAAGGACCACGAGGCCCGAGCAUCCUUAACGCAAACGAUGCAGACCACUCCCGAACCAGAAGACUCCUCUCCCAUGCCUUCUCGGAAAAAGCCCUUCGAGACCAGGAAGCCCUCAUCCAGUCUUAUGUCGAUAUGCUUAUCAAUCGACUACAAGGCGAGAUCGCCUCGUCUCGCAAAGUAGUUGAUAUGUCGCAAUGGUACAACUUCACCACAUUCGAUAUAAUCGGAGACCUGGCCUUCGGUGAACCAUUUGACUGUCUAAAGAAUAGCCAAUACCACCCGUGGGUGAAGAUGCUUUUCUCAAGUAUGAAAGUCCUCGCAUUACGGCGCCCACUGGCUAUAUACCCAUUUCUAGCCCCGAUAGUAAGUGGUCUAAUGCCGAAACGGCUAGUGAAGAUGCGCGAAGAGCAUUUCGCCUUGACCGCGGAGAAAGUGCAUCGACGAUUAGAGACUAAGACUGAUCGGCCUGAUUUCAUGGCUUACAUUCUACGGGUUGAUGAUGAUCGGUCGUUGACUGCGAGGGAGAUGGAGGCGAAUGCGGCGAUUUUAAUCAUGGCGGGUAGUGAGACUACGGCGAGCUUGCUUUCUGGGUUUACGUUUUACGCUCUGACGAAUGCUGGGGUUUGGAAGAAGCUUGUGGAGGAGGUUAGAGGGGCAUUUGGAAGUUAUGAUGAGAUUGAUUUCAAGGAGGUUUCUGUCUCGGGGGCUCACUAUUCCACUUAUCAUACCGAGUCGCUUUUCACCGACGCCGACUCCUUCAUUCCCGAGCGAUGGCUGGAGAAUAGGGACAAGCGCUUCGAGUCGGAUUGUCGGACGGCGCUUCAAGCGUUCUCACUUGGACCGCGGAACUGUCUUGGGAGAAACCUUGCCUAUGCAGAAAUGAGACUCAUUGCAGCCAAGAUGCUAUGGAGUUUUGACAUGACCCUGGAUGAAAGCUCAGCUAGCUGGAACAUCCAGAAAGCGUACAACAUCUGGGAAAGGAAGCCGCUGAUGGUGAAACUAUCUCUGGUGCUGCACUAA
Messenger RNA from Penicillium atrosanguineum, 1365 nucleotides. Its product is annotated as cytochrome P450. The coding region runs from base 1 to 1365 and encodes 454 amino acids. The transcript has 4 exons. The record is from RefSeq and is a predicted model, not a curated record. Gene Ontology annotation, molecular function: oxidoreductase activity, acting on paired donors, with incorporation or reduction of molecular oxygen; monooxygenase activity; heme binding. NCBI's taxonomy places the organism in Eukaryota, Fungi, Ascomycota, Eurotiomycetes, Eurotiales, Aspergillaceae.